AUGGCUAUCAAUCUUCUUUUAUUUGCUUUCGCCUUUUCUGACCUUCAAGGUGUCUUCGUUGACGCUGCUCCCAGUUCCAAACUAAACUGUCUGAACAUUACAGCGCCACACAUCCCAGGCGCCAUUGUCAGAUCCAUUAGCAGGCGAGUCUAUCGCGAUAGGUCCUUCACUGCUGUUCCUCCAAAUCUCCUCCAAGAUGUUCAAAAUCUUAAAAUAUGCGAGGUCAAUGUUACGUUAUCUCACGAAGGGGAGAAUGAUGUUGUUCAUGUUCAGACUUGGCUACCGCUAGAAGGAUGGAACUCGCGAUUUAUCGCUGUUGGUGGUGGUGCCUGGGCUGCUGGAUUAGGAGCCCCAGAUCUUGCGCUCCCAGCUUCCCAGGGGUAUGCUGUCUCAUCAACUGACGCAGGACUCACUGGAACUCCUUUGGACCCAUCACCUUGGGCUUUGAAGCCAGACAGGACCGUAAACAUUGACUUGCUGGCAAACUUUGCCAGUCGUUCAGUUCAUGACAUGGCCGUCGUCGGCAAGGCAGUGGCUCAAUCUUUCUACCAUAAGCCGGCAAAGCACGCCUAUUUCAACGGUUGCUCUACUGGUGGGAGGCAGGGUAUAGCUGCAGCACAACAAUAUCCGAAAGACUUUGACGGCAUUCUAUCUGGUGCUCCUGCGAUUUACUGGACCCGAUACGUUAUUGCUGAGCUCUGGCCACAAGUUGUCAUGAAGGAAAGUGGCCAUUACCUCUCAGCUUGUGAGAGACAAGCGUUCAGGAAUGCUUCUAUCAGCGCUUGUGAUGGGCAAGAUGGAAUCAAAGAUGGCGUUAUAACAAACCCUUUCAAUUGUCAUUUCAAUCCUUCGACGCUCGUUGGCCAAAAUGUACAAUGUGGUGAGAGCUCCAUCAUUGUUUCUCAAGAGGCCGCCAACGUUGUGAACCACAUAUUAUCAGGCCCAGUCUCUUCCGAAGGCAAGAAGCUUUGGUAUGGAAUGCUCCAAGGAGCAUCCCUCGACGCCCUGGCAAACACAAAAGAAGCCAAUGGUACCUUGACCGCUGCGCCUUUCUUUGUAGCCGACGGCUGGGCUCGGUAUUUCGUGAAAGCUGAUCCGUCUUUUGAUACCUCGGUGCUCGAUUCCGAGACGUUCGAGUCCUUGUUCAUCGAAUCUCGCGAUGAGUUCUCUCAUAUCAUGGACUGCUCUAAUCCUGAUCUGCGGCCUUUUGAACAAGCAGGAGGAAAGCUUCUUAUGUGGCACGGGUUAGAAGACCAGUUGAUAUAUCCUCAAGGUAGCAUUCGAUACGUCAACGAGGUCAAGUCUCUGUUCGCGGUACCCGGCCAGUCUUACAAAAUUGAUGGCUUUUUACGCCUCUUCCUUGUCCCAGGUGUAGAUCACUGUGGGUUCGCCAACACUCACGGAGCUGCGCUAAUCGACCCAUUCGAAUCUUUGGUCAACUGGGUUGAGAACGGAAAGGCGCCAGAGCAGCUUCAUGCUAAGACACCUCCUACCACCCAGCAGCAGUUUACUCGCAAAGUGUGCCGGUAUCCGUUUCUCACCAGGUAUGACGGAAAGGGAAAUCCUUCUGAUGCCCAGAGCUAUUCAUGCACUCGCGAAUAG
Molecule: messenger RNA, 1602 nt
Organism: Fusarium venenatum
Lineage: Eukaryota; Fungi; Ascomycota; Sordariomycetes; Hypocreales; Nectriaceae
Product: tannase and feruloyl esterase-domain-containing protein
Source: RefSeq, a predicted model, not a curated record